AUGGAUGAUCUGGAGAAGAUUAAGGAUUUCAAUAUCUUGACUUGGUGGAAAGCUUCAUCUGAAAGAUAUCCUAUUGUCUCUACAAUUGUAAGAGAUGCGCUUGCUAUUCCUACGUCUAUUGUUGCCUCGGAAUCAGCUUUUAGCACCGGUAGUCUGAUUCUUGAUUGUUAUCGAAGUUCUCUAUCCACAACGACAGCUGAAGCUCUUAAAGAGGAUGGGAACGUACUGGUAGAGGAAGCUCUCAUUAGGCGGAGAUGGCAGUCAUACUUCCAUAAACUCUUGAAUGGAGAACGUGACAGAGACAUUGUGUUGGGAGAUUUGGAGUACUUUGAGAGGCGUCGUGAUUUUGGGUAUUGUAGGAGUUUAAAGGCUGAGGAGGUUGGGGGUGUUGUUCGUGGGAUGCGCAGGGGAAGAGCGACCGGGUCUGACGGAAUUCUUGGGGAAUUUUGGAAGAGUGUAGGCAGGGCAGGUUUGGAGUGGCUGACUGGGUUGUUUAAUUUCAUUUUUAAGACGGCGAAGAUGCCCGAGGAAUGGAGAUGGAGUACAAUGAUUUCUUUUUACAAUAACAAGGGCGACAUUCAAAGUUGCAACAACUAUAAAGAAACCAUUCAUCUUGUAAGGAGACUGGUGGAGCAGUAUAGGGAGAGGAAGAGAGACUUACACAUGGUGUUCAUUGAUCUAGAAAUGGCUUACGACAAAGUGCCAAGGGAGUUUCUAUGGAGAGGCUUGGAGGCUAGAAGUGUACAUGUGGCUUACAUUAGGGCGAUUAAGGACAUGUAUGGGGGAGCAAAGACGAGAGUAAGGACAGUGGGAGGAGACUCAGAGCAUUUCCCAGUUGUGAUGGGGUUGCACCAGGGAUCAGCUCUUAGCCCAUUUUUAUUCGCCUUGGUGAUGCAUGGUUUGACACAGCAAAUUCAAGAUAUUUUCAUUAACCCCAAAAACGAUAUUGGUUGA
Molecule: messenger RNA, 954 nt
Organism: Lycium ferocissimum
Lineage: Eukaryota; Viridiplantae; Streptophyta; Magnoliopsida; Solanales; Solanaceae
Exons: 4
Coding region: 1-954 (317 amino acids)
Molecular function (GO): protein dimerization activity
Source: RefSeq, a predicted model, not a curated record